AUGAAGUUUCAGCCGCGAGAGCUUCCGCUGGGGUCACCGCCCUUCUUUGAAGAUGAGGCCAACCGCACGUGGGUGCCCCUGUACAGCCAUGCCUGCUCCUUUGGGCCGGACAUCUUUGUGGACAAGAUGAUGAAUCUCAUCAAGAAUCCCAAUCUCAACUCGAGCUGGCUGUUUCGAGCUGACAUUCUGUACGACGAGGCCAAGACAACUGGCAACACCAACAGCAUCGGCAGCAGCAGCAGUGCCACGAAUGCUGAUAGUCUUACUGGCAACACUGCCGCUAGUAGUAAUACUAAGCCUGCUCCUGUAGAUGCCGGUGUCGGUGCCGUUGCCGAUGCUAAUGCUCAUGCUAGCCCAGAUGCUACCGUUGAGGAUGAAGCACCCAAGCAUCACGAGACCCAGCCGCCAUCCCGGACGGACUCCGAGGUUCGCCCCGUCACCGUUGAGAUACGCGGCAUGACCCUUGGGCGCACCCUCGUCCGCAGACUCAUCCCCAGGAACGAGCGGAGAGACAAGCCCCUGGAGCAGACAUGCGCCUUUUUCACGACCACCAAGCCGGCACAGGAUGGACAUGACAUCAGUUCCACGGCACUUGCGUCUGGAUCUGGAACUAGAUCUGAAUCUGGAUCGAGAUCCGAAUCUCCAUCUCCAUCCACACUCGUCAUAUAUAUGCCCCAUUCGUCCUCCGCAGACAGUCUCCCCUUUUAUCACCCCAAAGUCCAAGGUAUCGCGCAUCUGCACCAGUGGGACGAAGCAGGCAAAGGCACAAUAUCCAUUCACUUCCUCCCCUAUCCAGAUCACCCUUUGAGCGACGCGAGGCUACAACGGACAGCCUACCACCUUCUCGAGAUCAUCGACAAACACGGCCACGGUGCCGCCGAGGGCUAUGUCAAGAGAGUCAAUCACGAUUUGGUCAUCCCCCAGGGCAGAUUUCAGAACCGGUACGCACUUCUCAAGAGCAAGUAUGCUCGUCAGCUGGUCGAUUCUUGGGCUGAAAAGACGGACCCGUCGAAACACGUCUUUGAAGACUUGGGGAUAGCCGCCUUUCUCAUCGAGCUAUGGAGCGACAUGUAUCCCAAGGAGACUGCUACCUUCCCAGGCUUUGUUGACAUUGGCUGCGGAAACGGGCUGCUGGUCUACCUGCUGACACAGGAGGGCUACUCUGGAUGGGGCUUCGACGCGAGAGAGCGCAAGUCGUGGGCUCAGUACCGGACGGGGGGCCAGGCUUCCCCCUCUGGCUCGUCUCUCGAGGAGCGGCUGCUGCUCCCAGCCAUGGUCUCGAGAAGCGGUCAAGACCAGGCCAAUGCCGACGCCAACAAUGAGUCAAGUGACCUAUCCGAUGGCGUCGUACAUGACGGCGUCUUCCCGCCGGGCACAUUCAUCAUUUCCAACCACGCCGACGAGCUGACCCCCUGGACGCCAAUUCUUGCCGCCUGCUCGAGGUGUCCCUUUAUCAUGAUCCCCUGUUGCAGCCACAACCUCACCGGGGACAAGUUCCGCGCACCCCCUCCCCAGGACAAGACCAAGGCCAAGUCGACGUAUGCGUCGCUAGUCGACUGGGUUUCCAGGAUUGCGGAAGAUUGCGGCUGGAAGGUCGAGACCGAGAUGCUGCGAAUCCCCAGCACCAGGAACACUUGUUUGCUGGGGAGGACCCGCACGCGAGAGGUGCCAGAGGCGGACAUCGUCGCUCUCAUCGCAAAGUACGGCGGCACGGGGGGCUACUACGAAAACGUGGCCAAGCUGAUCAAGUCUGGCCCGAGAGGUCAUUAA
Trichoderma breve is the source of this 1770-nucleotide messenger RNA. Its product is annotated as putative adoMet-dependent methyltransferase domain-containing protein. The coding region runs from base 1 to 1770 and encodes 589 amino acids. Gene Ontology annotation, molecular function: tRNA (uridine) methyltransferase activity. NCBI's taxonomy places the organism in Eukaryota, Fungi, Ascomycota, Sordariomycetes, Hypocreales, Hypocreaceae. The record is from RefSeq and is a predicted model, not a curated record. The transcript has a single exon. Gene Ontology annotation, biological process: tRNA methylation.